AUGGAGACAACAGACAAGAACAAGGCCAAGGGCGACCGCAUCGUCGUCGACAGUUCAAAUCUCUCCGAGCUCAAGGCUACCUGCGAUGAAGCUGUGGAACGAAUCCUAUCGCGGCAGCCAGAUGAUGAGUCCGUGGCAAAAGCUCAAGCGUUUGCGCCCUUCAAGGUGAGCCACUUGCACGAUGACUUGCGUCUCCUGCUCGGCUUCACAGCAUCCGCUAUCAUGAUCGGCACCUCGACCUGGGCAUAUUUUGUCGAGAAGGAGUGGAAUCGUAACAAGCAAACAUGCGGGAUCGCUGUCGUCAUUUACAUCAUUCUAUCUGCGAUCCAGGCGGCUAACUCGUACCUGCAAGGCAACACCAUCUUCACCGGCACUCGCAAGAUGCUUUCCAACCGCAUUGAAACCGAGCAGCUCCUCAUUUCCUCGCCUCCCCUUCCAAAAGCAAUCAAGAAGAAUGCCAAAGCUCCCAGCGGCAAGCCCAUUUUGACUCCUCCAGCAUACACAUUGCACUUUCACUACACCCGAAAGAGCAACAAGGGCAAGUCGCUUCUCAGCAAAAAGAGCGGCUCGCUUCCACUUGGUCAUCUUGGCGAAUGGUUCACUGAACAUGGAGAGUUUGCACAAGACAUCUUCCAGCAGAGAUUGCUGUCAGGCCUCCAAAAGGCUUUCGGUCAAUAG
Molecule: messenger RNA, 678 nt
Organism: Ustilago hordei
Lineage: Eukaryota; Fungi; Basidiomycota; Ustilaginomycetes; Ustilaginales; Ustilaginaceae
Exons: 3
Coding region: 1-678 (225 amino acids)
Biological process (GO): protein targeting to ER
Cellular component (GO): signal peptidase complex; membrane
Source: RefSeq, a predicted model, not a curated record